AUGGUGACGGACUGCCUGCAAGACGAUUUUCGCAGCUUUUUGGAUCCUCGCGAGUACCGGCCGUUGGGAAAGCGAGGUGCGGGUGCCGGCCACGCGCGGUACUCCGACCUGCGGCUUCCUGGGCGGUGGCCUGGCUUCACCUUCCUGCACCACGACCCAUCGCGCAAGCGACAGGCGGGACACCAUCGGUAUGACAUGAUGUUAGAUGGGUUGCCCAGAUGCCUUUGUGAAAGUUGA
This is a messenger RNA of Symbiodinium natans, 237 nucleotides long. The record is from the annotation of a GenBank genome assembly. NCBI's taxonomy places the organism in Eukaryota, Dinophyceae, Suessiales, Symbiodiniaceae.